Kluyveromyces marxianus DMKU3-1042 is the source of this 1911-nucleotide messenger RNA. RefSeq names its product putative hydrolase. Gene Ontology annotation, molecular function: monoacylglycerol lipase activity. Lineage: Eukaryota; Fungi; Ascomycota; Saccharomycetes; Saccharomycetales; Saccharomycetaceae. The transcript has a single exon. The record is from RefSeq and is a predicted model, not a curated record. Bases 1 to 1911 code for a protein of 636 amino acids.
AUGUCUGUAGAAGAAAUAGAAGUAAGUCCGGCAGCGAAAUCAGACAGUGGUAUACUUCUUUUAAGGGAAGGUGGUAGUCUUGGCAUUGGUGAUGUUAAUCGAUUCAAGAUCCUAAUUGACAAGGAGAAAUUAACUACCAGUGGUGUGGAAGUUAUAGAUGAUACUGUGUAUUUAAGAAUCAAGAAUUUAGAAAGUGGGUUUCUGAGGCCGGUGUGGAUGACAGGACCCUACUCCAUAUACGUCGAUGUAGUGCCGCACAAUUUUGAUGAGAGAAAAAGCUUUGAAGGAGAGAAAAUUCAGUUCCUUGCAGAUUUAAAGCCAGAUGAAACAUUCAAGGCCGUCUUAAAUCUUAAUAAUAACUCUAAAAUUGGUUCAACAUCUCAAUAUUGCUGGACAAUUGACUUAGUUGCGCAGUUUACUGUUGUUACUAAUGCGAAUCUUCCCUAUUCUUUGGUAAUAGCUACCACCUAUGAUACAUGCAAACGAGAACUGAAACAUCAUCAAAAUGAUUCAAUUACCGAUUUCAAUGGAUUUUCCUAUACUAAAAUUGAUGCAGAAGCUCUAUGGAAUCUACCACCGCGGUUUCCACAAAAACCGGUGCAUCUAGUGAUCAUCACUCAUGGUAUCUUCUCAUCAGUCGGAGGUGAUAUGCUAUGUCUAAAGGAUACUAUUGAACGUGCCGCAAAAGAAGCACCUGAAAACGAUGAGAACAAUAUAAUUGUCCGAGGGUUUACUGGAAAUGUCGGUGGCUCUUACAAAGGUGUGAGGAAACUGGGAUUCAAACUCGGUAAGUUCGUUAUCGAGACUAUCGAUAAGUUGAAAAAGGAAUAUGAAUUAACUAGGAUUUCUUUUAUUGGUCAUUCCCUAGGUGGUUUAGUUCAAUCUAUGGCUAUUCACUACAUUUCUGUAGAAAGACCAGAUAUAUUCGAUGAAAUAAACGGAUUGAUACCAACUAAUUUCAUUGCAGCCGCUAGUCCCUUUCUUGGUGUUAUUGGAGAUCUGCCCAAAUAUGUUUCAAUUGCUCUUGACAUUGGCGCCUUGGGACAAACUGGUAGGGAUCUCACUUUACAGCGUACCUAUUUUUUGCCUUCCAGAGGUAUAGUUAAUAGCCAUGAAUCCCAUGAUAGAAUAAAAGGUAAACCUUUAUUGGAACUAUUACCAAAAGAACCUGCCCUCAAAAUUUUCCAAAGGUUCAAAAGAAGAACGUUAUACGCAAAUGCCGCAUUUGAUGGGAUUGUCCCUCUAAGAACGGCAGCAAUGCUCUAUUUAGAUUGGAAAGGAUUAAGUGAAGUGCAAAAUAUCCGGAAUAAACAUGAUUCUAACAUACAUCAUAAUAUUUCGAAUGAUAGUUAUAAUCAAUCUACGGGUGAAAUUCCUGAGGUUGCGGCUGAUAAGUCAUCGAUAAUUCAAUGGUUGCUACCACAGUCUGUAAUAAAGAAAGAAAAAUACAAGCCAUACUUGCGAACGCAAACUUUCAAUCUUAGUGAUUCAGAAGGUAAGGAGUCCAGUAACGAGUCAUUUGUUGAUUUUAAACCACCAAAAAAACCCAAUACAAUUCGUGCAGCGGCAAGUACUAUCAUAGCACCACUGCCUACAGAACUUUAUAUAACUAAUCCAGACUCGCGAAAAGACAGAAUUGUACAUGACAAAGUGUAUUCGCCACGGGAAUUGCCAGAUAUACAUUAUAAACACGGGAAGUUUGUUAAAAAGAUUGUAUAUCCGAAUUAUUCUAUUCACAUGAAGGAAGAAAGAAUAGCGAGAUUAUGGCAAGACACAAUGGAAUGGAGAAAAGUUUUGGUUGAAUUGCAACCCGAUUCUCAUAAUAAUAUCAUUGUUCGAAGAAGAUUUGUGAAUUCCUUCGGAUGGGUUGCUAUUAAUCAUCUAGCGGAUGAACAUUUCGGGCAGGUGUAG